Molecule: messenger RNA, 1537 nt
Organism: Helicoverpa zea (corn earworm)
Lineage: Eukaryota; Metazoa; Arthropoda; Insecta; Lepidoptera; Noctuidae
Product: speckle-type POZ protein-like
Exons: 1
Coding region: 113-1132 (339 amino acids)
Biological process (GO): proteasome-mediated ubiquitin-dependent protein catabolic process; regulation of proteolysis
Cellular component (GO): cytoplasm
Molecular function (GO): ubiquitin protein ligase binding
Source: RefSeq, a predicted model, not a curated record
CUGACAGCCACAAAAUAAAAAACAAAACAAACAAUCAUUUUGGUGCGGUUCGUUUUCGCCUUUUGGGGCGGUUUGUGAACGAGAAUAAAUAACUUUGUCUCGAUUUUAAAUCAUGUCUACUAUUAACUAUACGACCCGCACCGAAGGGCAGACGAAAAUCAACACUAUAAUUUGGACAGUGCCAAAUUUUAUUGUUCUAUUAGAAAACAAAACUACCCGAGAGUUUCGCACCGAAAAAUCUAAAGAUCCGGCCGAUUUAUCGGAAUCUCGAUUUCAAUUAAAAAUGCAAUUCUUGGGGAGAGAUAAUGAUAUCAUUGAAAUCUACUAUUUAUCUCCUGCUCCUGUUUUCUUGAAGUCUAUUUUGACCAUAUGUUUGAAACGCUUCGAAGAGCGCUCUAUUGUUAUAAAGGAAUACCAUACUGUUCAGGCAAAUAAGUGGCAGUAUUUAGCCACGCUGUUCAAGCGAGAUAUCGCCAGUUAUGACGGCAGAGACAUUUUCUUGCUUAGUGAUGGAAGUCUCAGGCUUAAGUUCCAGUUUAUGGUAACUAAUGACAUAAAAGUAGAUCGCACUAACGUACCCGAAGCACAAUUAAGUAACGACUUUGAGAACUUGCUGAACAAUGGCAUGUUUUCUGAUGUGACCAUGAAAUCUGCUGAGCAGAUUGAAUAUAAGGUCCACAAAGCAGUUUUAGCCAGCCGCAGUGCUGUAAUGAAAGCUCAUUUUGAGCACAAUACUACAGAAUGCUACACUAAUGUUGUUGAGUCACCUCUUGAAUCUGAAGUCUUGAAAGAAGUCCUGACUUUUAUAUACAGUGAUAAGGCUCCAAGAGUGGAUGAAAUUCCAGAGAAAUUGUUGGCUGCAGCUGACUAUUAUCAACUUAGUCGACUAAAGAGUCUUUGUGAAGAGGCUUUACAUAAGAAAUUGACGGUUGAUAAUGCAAUAGAAACUUUGCAACUGGCUGACCUGCACUCUGCAAAUGCUUUAAAACAGUUGACUCUGGAGUUCAUCAAAGAUGGCCAGGCUAAACUGAUAACUAAAACUGAGGGAUGGGCCAAAGUGAAGUCUGUAGAACUUAUCAAAAGGAUUUAUGAAUACAUCAUGGCUGAUGAUAUUGAUGCAGAUAUAAAAUAAACUAUCAAAUCAUGUAGUGAGACAAUAUUUACUCUUAUGAAAUUCCUAAUGCAUUUGCAAUGUACUUAAUAAAUUACUACAAUUUCAAAGUUAUGUAUAUAGUUGAAAAUAUUAUUUAUUACUGAAUAUAAAGAUUAUGUAACUUUUUUUUUAUGAUUAUGUGCAAAUGAGAGAUUUAUUUUGUGGCAUGGGCUCAACAUAAAUUAAUGACAUUUAUUUGUUCUGUGAUAUGGCUUUUGGAUAUUAAAUUCUUAUCUAUUCAAGCAUUUAUGAAUAAUUCUUAUAAAAAUCCCAAGAAGGAAAUUGUGAGUUAAAAGUAGAAAAUCUAAUUGUAACUCAAUUAUUGUAAGUUACGUACCUAACGAUAUUAGAAUCCUAAAAAAAUAUUAAAGUUUUACUCAAUUA